Molecule: messenger RNA, 2060 nt
Organism: Sorex fumeus (smoky shrew)
Lineage: Eukaryota; Metazoa; Chordata; Mammalia; Eulipotyphla; Soricidae
Gene: SNX24
Product: sorting nexin 24
Exons: 7
Coding region: 87-566 (159 amino acids)
Molecular function (GO): phosphatidylinositol phosphate binding
Source: RefSeq, a predicted model, not a curated record
GGGGGCGGGGCGGCGGCCGGGGGCGGAGCGGCGGCCGCGGCGUGAGCCCGCCCCUGCUCGUCCUCCGCCGGCCGGCCGGUGCGGCCAUGGAGGUCUACAUCCCGUCCUUUCGCUACGAGGAGAGCGACCUGGAGCGGGGAUACACGGUGUUUAAGAUAGAAGUGCUAAUGAAUGGAAGAAAACAUUUUGUUGAAAAAAGAUACAGCGAAUUCCAUGCCUUGCACAAAAAGCUUAAAAAAUGUAUAAAAACCCCAGAAAUGCCUUCUAAGCAUGUUAGAAACUGGAUCCCCAAGGUGUUAGAACAACGCCGACAAGGUUUGGAAACAUAUUUGCAGGCUGUCAUUUUAGAAAAUGAGGAACUUCCAAAGCUGUUUCUUGAUUUCCUAAAUGUACGACACUUGCCCUCUCUCCCAAAGGCAGAGAGCUGUGGAUCUUUUGAUGAGAUGGAAUCUGAAGAGUCAAGCAAACUGUCCCACCAGCCGGUGCUGCUGUUCCUCAGGGACCCAUACGUCUUGCCUGCAGCCCGCGGUAAUCAAAGCUGUCAUCUGCUAACAGCUCUUUACUGAUCUGACCCUGCGCCACGGAAGCCACGUUUUUAAUACAGAUUUUCCCAACGUGGUUAUUGAAGGAGUUCUGCAUGGGAUAUUUUACCCACAUCUACAGCCCAGGUAGAAAUCUGAUGUGUCCAGAAGCCAAAGAAACUCUUAGAAGUCGUAGGCAAGGCUAUCAAUAGCUACCAAAUUAACCUAAACUCUGUGACACAAGCUAGUGGUAAAGCUCUCAGUCCCAGCUUAAUUCAGGGCAGGGAUGCUCCCAUUAGAGUGGUGCUUUUAAAAAUAGAAACUGAAUGGUAGUGGGGAGGUUACCUUUAAGAUAGAGCAUGUAGCUGCCUUUUAGAAACCCAGCAAAGGGAAGCCAGAGAAGCCCCCUGGGGGUCCUGAAAGAAGCAAGCUCCUAGUUCUUGGGCACCAUUUGCUAAUUGAAAAAAUCCUCUCCUGAAUCAACACUGAGACUGGCCAAUGUCAGUAGCUCUUUUGUUCGGAUUUUAUGACACACUAGGCUUUUUAUCGUGAGAUUUUUCUCAGCCAGCAGUGGAUGUUUCCUGAAAAUGCUGGCACCAAGGAAGGUAUCAUGGAAACUCACAGCUAAAUGCGGAAAAGGACCUGAACUGGAAAUUAAGUGAUACUGACAUUAUUAAGGCAUUUUUUAAUUCAUGGCAUUUAAACAUCAAUGUCCAGUGGAGUUGCACAUCACCCAGGUUCACAUCUGAUGUCACCACAUAAGACUAAAAGGAAAUGAAGCAGAUCGUUUCAAGUGGUGCCAUAUUGGAAAUCUGUCUGUCCACAACCAGCUGUUAUUUUAUUGUUGGAGGAAGUGACUGUCGCCAAUUGAAGACCAACUGAAGUUGUUGGAUCAGUUAAGGGGUUAUUUCAUACAAAGCAGAAGUAAAAACAUACCUUUAAACACUAGAAUCACACCUCGCCCUGUAAGAGACUUGGUCUUGAAGAGGCACAUGUGAGCUGGCAGUGCCCAGGACACUUGUCUGGGUUGACUCAAGUGCAUCCAUUAAAUGAGUGGACGUUGCCGUGGGAUUUCCUGUUACAUCCUUACUGUUCCACUGACCUCAUAUUGAAAUACAGAAAUGUGUUUAUGACAUAACUCUACAAGGCAUCAUAUGAACGUUCAUAGAGUAAAGGAUAAAAGCUUAGACACCAGUUCUAUGUAUGUGCUAUAUUUCGGCAUUUUAUUGAGCACGAAUUAAUGACUAUCCUAUUUAUGGUUAUUUGUUUUAAUAAGCUUUUGUGUGAGAGGAAAUAUUUAGAGUCAAAACUAAUAACUGAAUCUUGGUUUUGAUUAGCAUCUAAAUUAGAUUUUAAACCUGCUACAACUUUCUAAGAUCCAUUUAGAAUAUGUGUGUUACUUGACAUUGGAAAGAAGAAAUAAUGAAUCAAGUGUCAUGAACCAGGAACUAAUAACAGUAAAGUGUUGGAGUUGUUUUUUUUAAUGUUUUUGUUAUUAGCAUUCUGAGUUAAAUAAAAAGAAGGAAUAAGAAAUACCUG